UAAUUUUUAUAUUAUUAUAAGUGAAAUAAAAUUUUGGAGGCUCUAAAUUUGAAGCAUAAAGUAAAUGCUUUACAACCCUGCCCCACCACCCUCACCUGACCUCACACAACUUCCACGUUCAUUAUACCACUAACCCUGCCUCCCCACGUUCAUUUUUUUCUUAAAUAGCUUCAUUAUACCACAGCUUCAACCACAUAGCAAACUGAGAAUUCUCUUUAAGCUCUGAAUUUUCCACAUUGCUUCACUACACUAACAACAAUUAGCAAUAUCAAUUGAUUCUUGAGGAAGACAAAAAUGGGAUCAACUUUCUCCUACACUUCUCUUUGUUUCAUUGUGGUUACGAUUGUAUCUUUCGUUGUUGCUGCUGCUUCUGCUGAGGAAUUCAAAGUUGGUGAUGCUGUGGGUUGGCGUGAGCCUAGCGCGAACGAAACCGAUCUCUAUAAUCACUGGGCUUCGAAUAAGAAAUUUCACGUUGGUGAUAAACUCCGUUUUGAGUACCGGAACGACUCUGUCAUUAAAGUCCACAAAUGGGAAUUCUACCAUUGCAACAGAACUCAUCCGGUCUCCUCCGCUAAAGACGGCAACAGAACUUUUAAUCUGAACCGGGUCGGCCCGGUUUACUUCACCAGCGGCGAUCCAGAACACUGCAAAAAAGGCCAGCGUUUAUCCAUAGAAGUUCUUCCACUCCAUCCUAUCUCGCAAUCUCCACCACAACCACCGCCAAUUUCAGUGGCUCCGUCGCCGGCUCCGCUCUCUUACUCGUUGGCGGCGGCUUCGUCGGUUCCUGCGGCUGUUAUUUUAGCGGUGGUGGUUUCGGUUAUUGUUGCUGUGGCUGCUGCUUCAGCAUGACUCUCCGUUAUUGUCUUUUUAUAUUUCUAUUAAGAAUAUUUUAUUUUAGGUUUGUUGUUUUAGCUUGCUUAAUUUCAAGGAUUAUGGCUGUGUUAGGUUUAAUUUACAAUUUUCUAUUGAUUUAAUUUUCCAAAUUGGAUUUAUGGCUCAUUUUGAAUUUAUUAUGCAUGGA
Capsicum annuum is the source of this 1021-nucleotide messenger RNA. RefSeq names its product stellacyanin. Lineage: Eukaryota; Viridiplantae; Streptophyta; Magnoliopsida; Solanales; Solanaceae. Gene Ontology annotation, molecular function: electron transfer activity. Gene Ontology annotation, cellular component: plasma membrane. The coding region runs from base 295 to 849 and encodes 184 amino acids. The transcript is spliced from 2 exons. The record is from RefSeq and is a predicted model, not a curated record.